AUGAGUCAAGUGAAGGAGAUACACGACUUGACGGAUAGCGAGGAAGGCCAGCAGAUCAUGAAGAGCUUGAACCGCUUGAAUUACAAGCAGGGAAGCAGUGCAUUCAUCGAAACCGACCACAUACUACGAAUUCCUACUCCAGCGAAGAGGCGACAAAUCGAAUACCCGAACUUCGAUAGGCAGUACAUACAGAACAUCAAUAUCCCGUCCACUGCUAAGACGGAGGGUGACAACGACCAAAACCUAAGCCAAGACGACAAUUAUCACUUCCUGAUGAGCUUAUUGCCGUACCUGCGCGAAGUGCCUAAAAACAGGAAAAUGGCGAUCCGACACAAAUUGCAGAGCGUGUUUGUCGAGGAACAGGAGCGGAAAAGUGGAGGUAGAAACAUUAAUGUGAACCACUCCAACUUAAAUAAUGUUCACACGCCGUUUGCCAACAUGUCCAUGGUGAAUCCCAUGAACCAGCAGACUCCGAGGCUUCCACCACCUCCAUAUCCUUAUAAACAAAACGUCUUCCACAACUAUGUUCCGUCGGCGUCGGUGCAGCCAAUGCCAAAAGCCACACCCUCGACGUCUACGCUCCUUGGCAAUCUUAUCGUCCAGCAGCAGCCGAUUUUUCCGGAACACCCGGUGUCGGUCGGUCUGCCGAGUGAACAUCAGCAAUCCUACAACGCUAAGGCCAAUAACCACGCCAACAACAACGGCUCUUUUGGCUCCAACGCCCCCGCCAUGCACAACAACAACAACAACAACGCCAAUAACAACAACUACUAUUUUGGCUACAAUGCCACCGCCAUGCACAACAAUAACGCCAACAAAAACGCCAACAACGCCAACAACAACAACAACAUCAACAACAACAACAUCAACGCCAACAACAAUGCCAACAACAACAACGCCAUCAACAACGCCAACAACAACAACGCCAUCAACAACGCCAACAACAACGACCCCUAUGUUGGCUACAACGCCACUACCACCUUGGACAACAACAACAGCCUAUAUUAUUUGUAG
Macrosiphum euphorbiae (potato aphid) is the source of this 1014-nucleotide messenger RNA. NCBI's taxonomy places the organism in Eukaryota, Metazoa, Arthropoda, Insecta, Hemiptera, Aphididae. The record is from the annotation of a GenBank genome assembly.